Messenger RNA from Mastomys coucha (southern multimammate mouse), 1805 nucleotides. Its product is annotated as CMRF35-like molecule 1. The transcript is spliced from 7 exons. The record is from RefSeq and is a predicted model, not a curated record. Lineage: Eukaryota; Metazoa; Chordata; Mammalia; Rodentia; Muridae. Bases 132 to 1148 code for a protein of 338 amino acids. Gene Ontology annotation, molecular function: transmembrane signaling receptor activity. Gene Ontology annotation, cellular component: plasma membrane.
UUUGGCUUUAUUUGCCUGUGGGAAGUGGCUAAAGGAGGAAGUGCCCAGUGAGAGUGAGGGAAACCAGAGAGAGGCCCAGGAGAAGCAGGAGCGGAGCAUGUAGCCUGUUCUUGCUGGCAGACUCCACCAAGAUGACCCGGUGUGAGAAGAUGCGUUUAUCACUGCUGGUCCCCUUUCUCUUCUGGAUCUUAGGCUGUUCCACUGCUCGGGAUCCAGUCAGCGGUCCAGCGAAGGUGAGCGGCCAUGAGCAGGGCUCCUUGACAGUGCAGUGCCAAUAUACCUCAGGCUAUAAGGAUUACAAGAAGUACUGGUGCCGAGGAGUUCCUCAGAGAUCAUGUGCAAUUGUCGUUGAAACUGAUGCAACAGAACAGUUGGUGAAGAAGAACCGUGUGUCCAUCAGGGACGACCAGAGAAAGUUCGUCUUCACAGUGACCAUGGAGGAUCUGAGGAUGAGCGAUGCUGACAUUUACUGGUGUGGAAUUACGCAAUCUGGAUAUGAUCCCAUGUUUCAAGUUAAUGUGAACAUUGGCCCAGCAACUCAAGCACCCAUUACAGUACCAACCACGCCCCCCAUCACCUCCACCACCACCAUCUUCACAGUGACAACCACGGUAAAAGAGACCAGCAUGUUUCCAACGCUGACCAGCCCCUACUCUGAAAACAGGAAUGGCAGUGGUGAUGGUGGCAACAACAGCGAUGGGUUUUUGGAUCUCAGUGUGCUCCUCCCAGUCAUCUCUGCAGCCCUGUUGCUUCUCCUGCUGGUGGCCUCACUCUUUGUUUGGAGGAUGAUGAGGAGACAGAAAGCUGCUGGACCUCCCUCAGAGCAGGUACAAUCUCUGGAGGGUGAUCUCUGUUAUGCACACCUGUCCCUGCAGCAGCCCAGAACCUCCCCUCGCUCCUCUUGGAAAAAGGGCUCCUCCAUGUCCUCCUCUGGCAAAGAGCACCAAGAGGAAGUGGAAUACGUCACCAUGGCUCCCUUUCCCAGGGAGGAGAUUUCUUAUGCCGCUCUGUCUUUGGCGGGCUUGGGUCAGGAGCCUACUUACGGCAACACUGGCUACCUCGUCAACCACGCUCCCAAGACAGGCCUUGAAGAGGAGACCACAGAGUACAGCAGCAUCAAGAGGCCCUCGCCUGCAGCCAUGCCUUGAUCUUGGUCCCCGAAGGUGGCCUGGAGCCUGUGUCUGCACACCUGCCUCUGUCCCCACUUCCUUACCAGGCCCAGCUGGUGACUGGAACUUUGUUCAUCCAUUUCUCAUGGCCUUCAUCUCUACAUUGAACUUGGAGUUCAGCCUCAGGGGGCUCCAGGGAAUUAAGACUCCUUCUACAUCCCCACUUAUAGCCAAUGUACCCUGGAAGGUACCAGGCAGGCUGCUUCAGGGAUGCUGUGUGUAAAUCGUAACAACAGUGACAAUAAUAGCAAUAUACCUUUAUUUAUUGUUUUUCAUAUGGGUUCCCCCCCCAGGACAUUUUCAUCCUCAUACCUAUAAUCUGCGAAUUAUUUUAUACAAAGAAAGACAGGUGCAUAUGUGUUUAAGUUAGGGUUUUGAGAUGAGUCUGUUAUUAUCUUAGUAGGCCCAAAAUAAAACCACCAGGGUCCCUUUUAAGGAGGAAUAGAGCAAGAGAGAGGCAUGCUGCAGUAGCCAGGAUGUUGCACACCCAGCAGCCAACGAAGCCAAGUAUCAGGCUGUCCCCUGGGCGGGGCAUCUGAGAGCCAUCAGGCCUGCCAGCGUCAAGUCUUGAGCCGAGUUGAAUUGACCGUGUACUUUCAGAAUUUUAGAAGAAUAAAGUUAUGUUGUUUGUAUUUA